Messenger RNA from Hyalella azteca, 2734 nucleotides. RefSeq names its product tyrosine-protein phosphatase 10D-like. Gene Ontology annotation, biological process: protein dephosphorylation. Gene Ontology annotation, molecular function: protein binding; protein tyrosine phosphatase activity. The record is from RefSeq and is a predicted model, not a curated record. Lineage: Eukaryota; Metazoa; Arthropoda; Malacostraca; Amphipoda; Hyalellidae.
CUCCCAACCCCGUGCGGUCUGUGGUGCCGGUGCUUGACUCUCGUAACGUGACGCUGGAGUGGCCGCGACCUGACGGCCGCAUCGACGACUACACCAUCGUGUGGUGGCUCGAGGGACACUCGGACAAGAAGGCGUCUAAGCAGAUCCCCGGCAGUCAGGCAACUGAAGGCAUAAGUAGGAAAGUGUCUGCACUCAUCGGUGAGCUUCUCCCCGGGCACCUCUACAAUUUCGAGGUCUUCACGACGGCAAACGGCCUCAGCAGCGACCGCUUGCAGCUCACUACUCGCACCAAACCAAUCAUCACCUCUGACAUAUCGAUUGUGACCAGCCCCCACGAGACCUCAUCGUUCACAGUGAGGUUCACAAAAAUCCCCCCCGACGUUACCUUGUUCGACACGUACCGCGUCAUGCUCUCCAAUGGCGACGUCAAGGAGAUAAAUGCUACAGAUCCCAACAGGAAGGUUGUGUUUGAAGAUUUAGUACCUGGUCGCCUGUAUAACAUCACCGCUUGGACGGUGUCUGGUAACGUGACCAGUCAGCCGCUGCAGCGACAAGACAGGUUGUACCCUGAACCUGUGAGUGGCAUUAACGCUACCUACCUCUACGACACGAGCAUCGCGCUCGAAUGGGUUCCUCCUGACGGAGAGUACGACUCAUUUGAGGUGCAGCACCUGAACGCCGAUGAUCAACUCAUCACAAACUACACGACCCACGAGCGCAUAACCAUCGGGGGGCUACGCGCCCACCGCCGCUACGUCUUCACGGUGAUCACGCGCGCCGGGGCCUCCGACGCCGGCAUCCUGCGACAGUCCAUCCCUGUGUCUGCCUCCUUCAAUACCAGCGAGAGCAUCCCUGGCAUGGUGCAAGAGUUCGUGCCGAUCCACAUCCACCCUGACCGCACCGUCAUAAGUGCAGCUGGCGAAUCAACNACAGGCAGCAUCGCAGGUUUAGUACCGGGCAGGAGAUACGUGUUCAAAAUCCAGGCUUGGAACAACAAAGGACCUGGGCUGUCCAGAGUGUGGGAAGAAGCGACACCUAUCGAUGCUCCUCCGAGGCCGAGUCCCCAGGUGUUCCCAACUGAGAUGGGGAAAUCCUCCCGCACCAUCACCAUUCGCUACCGUAAAAACUACUUCAGUGAGCAGAAUGGCAAGGUGAUGGCCUACUCGGUGAUCGUGGCAGAAGACGCGUCAAGGGACGCGUCAGGUCUGGAGGUGCUAACUUGGUGGGACGUACAGGCUUACUCGACAUGGCCGCCCUAUCAGGCGACGUAUCCCUACUACCCCUUCAACGAGUCCACGGUCGAGGAUUUCGUCAUAGGAUCUGAGGAUGGCUGUCCUGAGACGCGCGAGUACUGCAACGGACCUCUCAAGCCCGGCACCACAUACAGGGUUAAAAUCCGAGCCUACACGGCGCCCGACAAGUUUGCCGACACUUUCUACAGUCACUCCAUCGCAACAGAAUUCGAGAGCAACAACAUUGGACUGGCGGUGGCGAUACCAGUGCUGGUUCUGGUGAUGGUUGUUAUCAUCGUGGUGCUGGUGCGGCGACGACGCUCGGGUCUCUCCGUCAAGAAAACAACCGAGGGCAACCCGCGCGAUGACGUGCACUCCAUCAGCGACUCCAUCAUCGAGACCAGUAUACAGGGCUUCAACUCACCGCGGGAAUUCAUCGUAACGCAAGGACCUCUGGCGUCGACACGGGACGACUACUGGCGUAUGUGCUGGGAGAGCAACUCCCGCGCCAUCAUCAUGCUCACACGCUGCAUUGAGAAGGGCCGUGAGAAAUGUGACCACUACUGGCCAUACGACACGCAGCCCGCCUACUACGGGGACAUACAAGUGACCAUCCUCAACGAAAGUCAUUUCCCGGACUGGAACGUUACCGAGUUCCGCGUGUGCAAGGGAGACCAGAGUCGGAUUAUCCGCCAUUUCCACUUCACCACGUGGCCGGAUUUCGGAGUUCCUGAUCCGCCUCAGGCGCUCGUGCGCUUCGUCAGAGCCUUCAGAGAGCGCGUGCCUCCUGACCACCGCCCCAUCGUCGUGCACUGCAGCGCUGGCGUGGGGAGAUCGGGCACUUUCAUCGCCCUCGACAGAAUACUUCAGAGCAUCCGAGUAUCGGACUACGUGGAUAUCUUCGGCAUCGUGUACGAGAUGAGGAGGGAGAGAACGUGCAUGGUGCAGAACGAGCAGCAGUACAUCUGCAUCCACCAGUGCCUUAUGGUCGUCAUCCAGGGCCUUGAGGCUCUAGGGCUUAGCAAUCGACCAAUAGAAACUCAUACCAACAGGGCUUAUGAAGAUGACGAGGGCAUUGCGGAAUCCGGCAUGUAAAUGAACUUCCUCCAUCAUCCUUGAUUUGUAAAGAGUCUUCCUUCCUUGUAAAUAAGCCAGCCUUUUUUGUAUUUUUUAACGUUUCUUCAACUCUUCUUGAGUUAAAUGUUUAAAGGACGCUAUCAGUAAAAUCUAGACAAUAUUUGAUUUUACAAGCGCUUGCGUUCUCUUUUAAAGAUAAUCCUCAAGGGUAAUACGAAAUUCAUGCGACGGUGAAAUUGCCGUAAAUUUAUCACAUUAGCUCGUUCUACACGUAUGAUGAUUUAAGAGAAAACGAAUGAGUUUAUUGACGAUGGUUUUAGCUUGCUAUUAAGCCUAUUAUCACGUUCAAUUGACGCAUUUACGUUUAGCUUGUUAUCAUCCCGGGGCCAUACUUUCAAAACUCGCUAAGUGAAGCUAAGUGAACU